CCGGAUCCCCGGGUGCCGGCGAGGGCAUCCAUGGCGCGGCCGCGGGUGCGGCUGGUCGUCACCGCGGACGACUUUGGUUACUGCCCGCGGCGGGAUGAAGGCAUCGUAGAGGCCUUUCUGGCGGGGGCCGUGACCAGCGUGUCCCUUCUGGUCAAUGGCGCAGCAGCGGAGAGCGCUGCAGAGCUGGCCCGCAGGCACCAAAUCCCCACGGGCCUCCACGCCAACCUGUCCGAGGGCCGCCCUGUGGGCCCGGCCCGCCACGGCGCCUCUUCUCUGCUCAGCCCUGAAGGCUUCUUCCUCGGCAAGAUGGGAUUCCGGGAGGCGGUGGCCGCCGGGUGCGUGGCCUUGCCCCAGGUUCGGGAAGAACUGGAAGCCCAGCUGAGUCGCUUCCGGGAAUUACUGGGCAAGGACCCUACUCACGUGGACGGACACCAGCACGUGCACGUACUCCCAGGUGUGUGCCAGGUGUUCGCAGAGGCGCUGCAGACUUACGGGGUGCGCUUCACGCGGCUGCCGCUAGAGCGCGGGGUGGCCGGCUGCUCGUGGCUGGAGACCUCGGCGCGCACUUUCGCCUGCAGGCUGGAGCGCGAUGCUCAGGCUGCGGUCGACCCUUUCUCAAGGCAUGGCCUAAGGUGGACUGACGCCUUCCUGGGCCUGAGCACUUGCGGCCGGCACAUGUCCGCUCACCGCGUGUCAGGGGCGCUGGCAAGGGCCCUGGAAGGUAUACCCGAGGGCCAUAUCCUGACGGCUGAACUGAUGGCGCACCCGGGCUACCCCAGUGUGCCUCCAACUGGGGGCUGUGGGGAGGGCCCCGAUGCCUUUUCCUGCUCUUGGGAGCGGCUGCAUGAAUUGCGUGUCCUCACCGCACCCACAUUCUGGGCCCGUUUUGCCCAGGAAGGCGUACAACUCUGUGCCCUUGAUGACCUGCACUCCAAGAGACCUGGUGAUGGGGAUCCUGGUGAAGCUACUCUGGAAACCUUCCUAGAGCCCUCUCACCUGUGACCCUGACAGUCAGCCAAGCAAACCUUUAGUCCUUCAGGAGUGGAGGCCAGGGGAGGAGUCCUUGGCACAGCCCAGAACCAUACUCAAUAGUGGGUUCUGUCACUACCCUGGGCAAGUCCACAUGGCUCGGAGUGGAGACCAGAGUUUUGGCAACCCCCUUUGGCUUCAGGAUGGACCUGUGACAGCCCUGACAGUGCCCGCCACUCUGCAAAAUGAGCAACUUGUUUAGGCACAUUUGGGAGAAAUUGCUUAUUAAUAAAAU
This is a messenger RNA of Talpa occidentalis (Iberian mole), 1264 nucleotides long. It is a transcript of the gene YDJC, whose product is annotated as YdjC chitooligosaccharide deacetylase homolog. The transcript is spliced from 5 exons. The record is from RefSeq and is a predicted model, not a curated record. Gene Ontology annotation, molecular function: deacetylase activity. Gene Ontology annotation, biological process: carbohydrate metabolic process. The coding region runs from base 31 to 1002 and encodes 323 amino acids. Lineage: Eukaryota; Metazoa; Chordata; Mammalia; Eulipotyphla; Talpidae.